Molecule: messenger RNA, 1881 nt
Organism: Aspergillus mulundensis
Lineage: Eukaryota; Fungi; Ascomycota; Eurotiomycetes; Eurotiales; Aspergillaceae
Exons: 7
Coding region: 1-1881 (626 amino acids)
Biological process (GO): transmembrane transport
Molecular function (GO): oligopeptide transmembrane transporter activity
Source: RefSeq, a predicted model, not a curated record
AUGUCCAAUCUCAGUAUCUAUGUCCGUCUCGGGGCUGACGUUCUGACUGAACAGCAGAAGUUCUACGGCUAUGCCGCAGGGUUUGGUUUCCAAUUUACCAUUACACUCGCUACGUUCCUUAUCGGGUUCUGUCUAACGGGCGUAUGUCGCGCCAUUGCUGUUGUCCCCCGAGAGCUGAUUUGGCCGGGUGUUCUGAGCGUGACAACCCUGGUCACCACAUUGCAUGGUAUCGGGCAGAAAGACACGCAGGCGAGGUACGAUACAUGGAAAAUCUCCCGAUAUGCCUUCUUCACGCUCGUCUUCUGCGUCUCGUUCUGCUGGUACUGGUUUCCGGACUUUAUUUUCCCAGCCCUCAGCAACUUCAACUUUGCGUGCUGGAUUAAACCGGACAGUGUGGUGUUGAACCAGUUGACAGGGGUGACGAGUGGAAUGGGUCUGAUUCCUAUCACGUUUGACUGGAGUCAAGUAUCUUAUCUAGGGUCCCCUCUCCUCGUUCCGUCAUGGGCAAUUCUAAAUAUCGCUGGAUCGCUGGUCUUCUGGAUCUGGAUUGUUGCCGUGGCUUGCUACUAUAGUAAUGUAUGGUAUACGGGGUAUUUGCCGUUUCAGAGCUCCUCAGUGUUUGACAACACAGGAAGCACGUACAACGCCUCGAAGAUCGUCAAUGUUGCAUCAGGAUACCAACUAGACGUGCAGAAAUAUCAGGAGUACUCGCCGGUCUACAUGCCCGUCACCUACGCCCUCAAUAUGUUCGGGCUGUCAUUCGCAACCCUAACUGCUCUCCUCGUCUGGGUGGCUGUCGAACAUAGAGAUGUUAUACAAACCGGGCUUAGAAGAAUUCCUCAGCUGGUCAUGAGCUCCACAACGGGUUGGACUCAAUCAACGGAUAGACGGACCGGCACCCCUGAUGUCCCAGUCUGGUGGUACCUGGUCUGCUCAGCCCUCGCCCUCUUCCUUUCAAUCUUCGCAGUCGAAUACUGGGCCGUCGAGCUGAGAUGGUACGGCGUCUUACUUGCGUGUGCAGUGGCUUUGGUGUUUUAUACCCCGCUGGCUCUCAUCUACGCAACCGCCAACCUGAAAAUCAACAUCGACAUCCUCUGCCGCAUCAUCGCGGGCCUCGUCUUCGAUGGCAAAGUCCUCGCAAACAUCUGGUUCUUCGACAUCGGCUACAUCACCACGAUCAAAGGGCUGUACUUUGCCCAGGAUAUGAAGCUGGCUUAUUACUGCAACAUCCCACAGAAAUCCCUCUUCAUCGUCCAACUAACCGGCAUGCUCUUCGGCACCCUGGCCUCACUCCUAACCCUCAACUGGUCCUUCGCCAACAUCACAGACGUCUGCACAACCUCCGCCCCAAACGGCUUCUCAUGCCCCUACUCGCGCACGCACUUCAACACCUCCCUAAUCUGGGGCGCCAUCGGCCCGCGUCGGUUCUUCGCCGAUAAUUACCAGGCACUCCUGUACUUCCCCAUCCUCGGCGCAUUGCUCGGCGUACCAAUCUAUAUCCUCCGCCGCUCGUUACCCUCCUCGUCAUUGUUACGCAAAGUGCACAUCCCCCUCUUCCUCGGCGGCCUGAACUACCUCCCCCCCGCGACGGGUCUAAACUACGCGAGUUGGGUCCUCGUCGGCCUCUUCUUCGGGUGGUACGUCAAAAAGCGCAUGAGUGCGUGGUGGGGGAAAUAUAACUUUGUGCUUAGUGCGGCGCUGGACACGAGCGUUAGUGUUGCCGGGGUGGUCAUCUUCUUUGCGGUUUAUUUUUCGGGCGCGAGUAGGGGGUUUGAGUGGUGGGGGACCGAGGUUUAUAAGGAUACGUGUGAUUAUAAGGGGUGCGCGUAUUUGAGGGUCCCGGAGGGUGGGAAGUUUGGGCCGGUGGUUGCAGGUGGCUGA